Messenger RNA from Cyprinodon variegatus (sheepshead minnow), 1665 nucleotides. Its product is annotated as tripartite motif-containing protein 16-like. Gene Ontology annotation, molecular function: protein binding; zinc ion binding. The transcript has a single exon. NCBI's taxonomy places the organism in Eukaryota, Metazoa, Chordata, Actinopteri, Cyprinodontiformes, Cyprinodontidae. The coding region runs from base 1 to 1665 and encodes 554 amino acids. The record is from RefSeq and is a predicted model, not a curated record.
AUGGCACAGAAAGGAGCUGAGCUGGACCGGGAGAGUUUCUCCUGUUCAAUCUGUCUGGAUUUGCUAAGGGAUCCAGUCACCAUUCUCUGUGGACACAGCUACUGCAUGAAGUGUAUUGAAAACUUUUGGGAUGAAGAGGAUGAGAAAGGAGUCCACAGCUGUCCUCAGUGCAGCCAGACCUUCAAACCGAGACCUACCCUGGUGAAAAACAUCAUGCUGGAAGCUUUAACUGAGCAGAUGAAGAUGAUUGCAAUUAGAGCUGCUCCUACUGAUCAAAGCUACGCCGGACUCAAUGACACUGCCUGUGAUAUCUGCCCUGGAAGAGGGUUAAAAGCCAUAAAGUCCUGUUUGAUGUGUUUGUUGUCUUACUGUGAGAAUCACCUCCAGCCUCAUUAUGAUGUGGCUCGGUUAAAGAAGCACCAGCUGGUGGAUCCAUCCUUUCAAUUCCAUGAGAACAUCUGCUCACGCCACGACGAGGUGAUGAAGAUGUUCUGUCGCACUGAUCAGCGGAGCAUCUGUUACGUCUGCACUGUGGAUGAACAUAAAGGUCAUGACAUCGUCUCAGGUGAAGCAGAGAGGAUGGAGAAGCAGAAGAAGCUGGAGGUGAGAAGAGAAGAGAUCCAGCAGAAGAUUAAGGAACGAGAGAAAGAUUUUAAGUUGCUUCAACAGGAGAUGGAGGCCAUAAUUGUCUCUGCUGAAAAAGCGGUCCAGGUAAAUAAGACAAUAUUCACUGAGGUAAUAUAUCUCCUUCAGCAAAGGAGUUUUGAACUGAGCCAGCAGAUCCGAUCCCAGCAGGAUUUAGAAGUGAGCAGGGUUAAAGAUCUUCAGGAGAAGCUGGAGCAGGAGAUCUGUGAGCUGAAGAAGAAAGAUUUUGAGCUGCAGCAUCUCUCACAGACAGAGGAUCAUAACCAUUUUUUUCUGAACUUUUCCUCACUGUCAUCUCUCAGUGAGCCUGACUACUCCUCCACCAUCAAAGUUUGUCAUCCGAGGUACUUUAAAGAUGUGAUAGCAGCUGUCUCAGAGCUGGGAGAUCAAUUUCAGGACACCCUAAGGAGGAAAUGGGCAGACAUCUCAUUGAGAGUUACUGAAGUGGAUGUUUUACUGUCAGAACCAGAACCAGACCCCAAGAAAAGAUCUGGAUUCUUAAAGUUUACAAAGAAAAUCUCCCUUGAUCCAAAAACAGCUCACAAACAGCUGCUGUUAGAUGAGGGGAAUCGAAGAAUAACAUUAAUGUCUCAGACUUCUCCUGAUCAUCCAGAGAGGUUCUCUGUACCAUUCCAGAUCCUUAGUAGACAGAGUCUAACUGGGCGCUGUUACUGGGAGGUGAAGCUGGGCGGACUGGGAGGCUAUGUGGCAGUCGCUUAUAAGGAGGUCUAUAAAGCAGACACUGAGUUUGGAGCUAAUGACAAGUCCUGGGCUUUAUUUAGUAGCUUAAACAAAAACAUUUUUUUGCACAACAAAAUCCAAACUCUCAUCCCUGGUUCUAAAUUUUCCAGAAUUGGGGUGUAUGUAAAUCAACGAGCAGGUACUCUGUCGUUUUACAACGUCUCUGAGAACAUGACUCUGCUCCACAGAGUGCAGACCACCUUCACUCAGCCGCUCUAUGCUGGAAUACGAAUGUACUGUAAAUUCGGAGACACAGCUGAGAUAUGUAAACUAAAAUAA